AUCGAUCCUCCUGACUCUGGAUUGCAUUGAAGCCACCUGACCUGCAUAAAUACUGAGUGACAAGCGCCGUCCGCUUCACAAGCGUCAUUGAUUUGGAUCACUGAGUUGUCAUCAUGAGGGUCUUAGCUGUAAUCCUUGGGCUGGCUGUCCUAUCAGGCUGCCAUGCCAGAAGCGUGGCUCAGGAGGGUUGGAAGAAACCCUGGGAGGAAGCGGUCGACAAGUUCAACGAUUACUUCGCCGACCUGAACUCGCAGGCCGACGAAGUGGUGCAGGCCAUCAAGAGCUCGCAGAUCAGCCGAGAACUGGACACCCUGAUCCAGGACAGCAUGUCCGAGCUGGCCAUGUACAAGGACGACCUGCAGACCAAGCUGGCGCCUUACACCCAGGACUCUGCACAGAACCUGGGCCGGGACCUGCAGAAGCUGACCAACAAGCUGGGCAAUCACAUGAGCGAGGCCCGGGAGCAGAUGGCCAAGUACAGCCAGGAGCUGCAGACCAUGAUGGAGCAGAACGCCGACGACGUCAGGGUCAGGGUCUCGGCCUACACCCGCAAGAUGAAGAAGCGCCUCAACAAGGACACGCAGGACAUCAAGAGACACGUUGCAGACUUCUUUGAGGAGGUCCAAUCCAGGAGCUCAAACAACAUGGAGGACGUGAGGUCGCGCUUGGACCCCUACUUUGCUCAGGUGCGUGACAACGCCCAGGCCAAGGUCACCACCCUGAACAAUCUACUGAAGUCGCAGGCAGAGAACGUGAAGGACAAGAUUCAGACCACGGCCCAGGACAUCAAGGAGCGGUUUGAGAAGACUGCAGAAGACCUGCGAUCCACCCUGGAGGACAAGAUGGAGGAGCUGAAGAGCUGGUUUUCAGCCCAGACUCAAUAAUCAGCAGUAACAUGUGCAACCUGUAAUAAGUCUGUUUAAUCGUCCCGCUAACUUCCGGAAACUGUUUCAUCACUCAACAUACUCUGUAUGUGUCCAAAGACCCUUCAAUAAAACAAUAAAAGAGA
Molecule: messenger RNA, 1009 nt
Organism: Pungitius pungitius (ninespine stickleback)
Lineage: Eukaryota; Metazoa; Chordata; Actinopteri; Perciformes; Gasterosteidae
Gene: apoea
Product: apolipoprotein Ea
Exons: 5
Coding region: 114-884 (256 amino acids)
Biological process (GO): lipid transport; positive regulation of nitric-oxide synthase activity; lipoprotein catabolic process
Cellular component (GO): extracellular region; intermediate-density lipoprotein particle
Molecular function (GO): lipid binding
Source: RefSeq, a predicted model, not a curated record